This is a messenger RNA of Trypanosoma cruzi, 393 nucleotides long. RefSeq lists its product as uncharacterized. The record is from RefSeq and is a predicted model, not a curated record. NCBI's taxonomy places the organism in Eukaryota, Euglenozoa, Kinetoplastea, Trypanosomatida, Trypanosomatidae. The transcript has a single exon. Bases 1 to 393 code for a protein of 130 amino acids.
AUGGCCGGAGAGAGUGCGACAGCACCCGCGAAUGUCGAGGAGUGGGCAGAGGACGAUGGUGGCUUUUUCAGUGCAUUUGCAGAGGAAGCGGCGGGUGGCUUUUCGCGGCGCAAGCGCAACCGUCAAGCUCAUGAGCGGGAGGUGGAGCAGCAACAGGCGGUGCAGAGGGCGGAAGCGGCGGAAGACGAGGCGAUAGUGAUGGCACGGGCAGAAGAGGCGCGAAGGCAGAUUGCAGCAAAGGUUUUUUCCAGGGCAAGCCCGCGUGAGGUGCGACAGGCACUCAAGAAGGCAAAGAAGGAGAGUAUUCCGAAGAAACCUCACGGGGAGGGCGACAAGGCUCGGCAAUGCAAUUUUUCUUCUCUGCAAAAGAGGCAGAAGAAACGCAGGAAAUGA